ACUCACACUACAGCAGCUCGCUCAGCGCUGGCGACAGCAUAGAAACGAGACAAACGCAACGCUAUAAACAGCAGUUCACGAUUUGCGUUCCAACAAGCAGCACAUAUAAGAAACACAAAAGCAGAGUUAAAACUCAAUUUCAAACGGGACAAUUUAAAAAGCAAACACAAAACAAAAUGAAAUACUUUAUUGUAUUCGCCUUGGUUGCAGGCCUCUGUGCUCUUGCGCAGGCCCAAGAGCAGAGCUGUCAAGUGGACGUUCGCUCUGCGUGCGGCACUAACGCAAUCAUGGCCUUUUUCUCAGAUGAAAGUGGUGUCAGCAAUUGUAAUGCCCGCUAUGCCGCCAUUGGCCAUUUGGAGGGCAAGCUGCAGAACUACAUCCAGUUGCAGCUGAAGAAAUCUUACGAAUACCUUCUGUUGGCCACCCACUUCAACUCGUACCAAAUGAACCGCCCCGGCUUCCAGAAGCUCUACCAGGGUCUCUCGGAUCGUGCCUUUGACGACACCAUCGAGCUCAUCCGCCAGGUGACACGUCGCGGUGGCUCCGUUGACUUCAGCAAGCCACAUCAGCACGGUGCCGCUGAAGUGCCCGAGGUGCAUCUCAAUGAACUGGAAUCCCUGGCCCGUGCCCUCGAUGUCGAGAAGGAGCUGACCACCGGUGCCAUUCACGUGCACACCAGCGCAACCCACAGCAGCAACGAGAACCGCGAGCACGAUCCCGAGAUGGCCCACUACAUCCAGGAGAACUUCUUGAGCAAGCAGGCCAAGUCGGUGCGCACGCUGUCGGGCUAUGCCAACGAUCUGGCCAAAUUGGUCAGUGUCAAGGAGCCAUCGCUGUCCGUCUAUCUAUUCGACGAGUAUCUGCAGAAGCAAUAAAAACACAAUUCGAUUUUCUCUUCAAAUUAUAACUCAAACAAAAAAAAUAA
This is a messenger RNA of Drosophila sulfurigaster albostrigata, 925 nucleotides long. It is a transcript of the gene Fer2LCH, whose product is annotated as ferritin light chain. The coding region runs from base 177 to 875 and encodes 232 amino acids. Lineage: Eukaryota; Metazoa; Arthropoda; Insecta; Diptera; Drosophilidae. Gene Ontology annotation, biological process: intracellular iron ion homeostasis; iron ion transport. Gene Ontology annotation, cellular component: cytoplasm. Gene Ontology annotation, molecular function: ferric iron binding; ferrous iron binding. The record is from RefSeq and is a predicted model, not a curated record. The transcript is spliced from 4 exons.